CCUCACAACUCACCCCCAGCGCCUUUUUCAUCUCUAUCCUUACACACAAACACACUCUGUCUCUCUCUAAGUUUGUCACCUCCUUUCUCUCUCUAUCUUUCCUUCAGAUAUUUUAAAACUGAGUGUAUGGACCCAACGUUGGAUCCACCACCGCCAGCCGUCCAACCAACGGCGGCUGUUUCGGCCACCGCGGCGGCCGCGGCCAACCCGACCCCUGCUCAACCUCCCGCCCAUAUCCACCCACCGUAUGCUGAGAUGAUAACGGCGGCGAUAUCGGCGUUGAAGGAGCGGAACGGGUCGAGCAAGAGGGCUAUAGCUAAGUACAUAGAGACUCACUACCCGAACCUGCCACCGACACACUCGGCGCUGUUGACUCACCACCUCAAGCGGUUGAAAAUCAACGGUCAGGUUCUCAUGGUCAAGCACUCUUACAAGCUUCCUAGAUCUGCUCCUGUUGCCGUCAACGGUGCUGUUAACGCCGUUUCGGCAGAUCCCUCUUCUGUUGGGCCCAAGAGACGGCCUGGCCGGCCUCCCAAGCCCAAGCCCGAAGCAGGCCAAGCUGCCGUGCCCGUUUUUGCUCCAACCGUGGACAUAAAUUCUGUUCCGGCUGCCCAGCCGCAGCAGAACGUGGCUGUUGGCCCGGGGACUGUAUACGUUGAUGUUGGGCCGGUAAAUGGGCCUGCUGCGGGUGGGCCCGUAAGAGGCCGUGGGCGUCCACCGAAGCAGGGUGUGUUUAAGCGGGGACCUGGUCGUCCACCAAAGAACGGUGUGGCUACUGCUGAUGGUGGCGUUGGUGUGGGGAGAGCUAGAGGGAGGCCCAAGAAGAAUGCUGCUCCUGGAGCUGCCAUACAAAAGGGCCAAGGGAGGCCACGGGGGAGGCCGCCUAGGCCAAUUAAUGUGGUCGAAGGGUUGGCUCCAGGGGCGCCUGCUGGUGGUGGGACAGCGGUGGCACCUGUUGCUGAUGUUAAUGCGCCUGUAGCUAGUGGUGGAGUUGCCCCAGUGGCUGGAAAGCGUCGGGGGAGGCCGCCCAAGGCCGAUGGUGGGGCUAAGAAGCCGAGGAAUCUGAUUAGUGUGCCGCCCAAGAAGCCAAGAAAGCUUUCUGGUAAGCCCUUGGGGCGGCCUAAAAAGAAUGCAUCAGCACCGGUGGGUCGAACACCAGAUUCCCAGCUGCUAGUGGCCUAUCUGGAUCUCAAAGCAAAACUUGAAAAUUUACAAUCAAGAGUCAAGCAAACAGCAGCCUUGGUAAAGCCAUCCUUGAAUAAUGAAGCUGCAGUUAAUGCAUUACAAGAGCUGGAACUGGCAGCAAUGAACGUGAGUGCAGUACCAAACGCUCAAAGCCAGCAGGCUCAGGCCGAACAGCCUCAGCCACAACAUCCUCAGCCCCACAUCUAAGAGUUGCUAACUGGCAGAGAGGAGUAAACUGUAGAGCUGACUAUUUGGAGGAAGAAGUGGGGUUUCUGUAGACAGUGUUAAGAUUUAGGAUGAGUUUGCGAUGGGGAACAGAUUGCGAUUUAUGGGUGAAGACAAGCUUGUACCCUGGUUCUCAAGGCGGCUUCACCGGACAUAAAUCUCUGUUUUCUUUGUAUUUAUUUAGGUUUAUAUUUGGGUGAGAUUUAGAGAACAAUCCGACUGUGACUGCUAUUUCUGUAUGUAGCUGCAAAAUGAUCGAGCUAGAAUUAUCAUACUCGUGUAACUCUCAGUCACCAUGACGCAUCCCAGCAUUUAACUUGAGAUUCUUGUCAGCAUUGGCAGUGUAGUGUUCAUUGAUUUUAUGGAUUCUUUUUCUGGGCAUAUUUCCUAAGUUUUUGUUCGUGCAAGUUGUUUUGAGUAAAUUCUGCCAUCAGGUUCGAUGAGGGCCGACUGCAUGCUAGAGUCGACUGGGAGUUUUUCUGUUCUUGGUGCAGGAGAUGUUGUGGUCUCUAAGGUCAGUCAUACAAUGUUGAAACCGUAUUCCUUUCAUGUGUAAAAUUGAAGGAUGAUCAGACAUAGCCUCUUCUGGUCAGUUAUUUUCUGUUUGGGAUGAAAUAGAACAUACUAUAUUUUUUUAUUUCAUUUAACAUAUACAACUUGAUUU
Sesamum indicum (sesame) is the source of this 2074-nucleotide messenger RNA. RefSeq names its product winged-helix DNA-binding transcription factor family protein (gene HON4). Gene Ontology annotation, biological process: chromosome condensation; nucleosome assembly; negative regulation of DNA recombination. NCBI's taxonomy places the organism in Eukaryota, Viridiplantae, Streptophyta, Magnoliopsida, Lamiales, Pedaliaceae. Gene Ontology annotation, cellular component: nucleosome; nucleolus; nucleus. Gene Ontology annotation, molecular function: double-stranded DNA binding; nucleosomal DNA binding. The record is from RefSeq and is a predicted model, not a curated record.